CCUCUUGUCUUCUCUAUAUCUUAUUAUAACAUCUUCAUAUCAGCACUAUAAGCAAGCAACGUGUUACGAAGUUGUCAUCUCACGUGUUCGGUAUACCGAACACGUACAAAUCAAACCAUGUACAAAUAAAAAGAAUAAAAAAUGACCAGACUUCGCAUGCAAUGAGAAUGCAUCAUCACCAUCUAAACUUCACAAGGUGUAGAGAGAGCAUACAAGCUCUACAUAUUCCAUCUUUGGAUAUUUCUCUACAUAUUAAAAAGUAUUGCAAUUCGAAAGGUUUAUUUUCAGCGAAUUUAGAACUCACAAUUCAAUGACAGCAGUUUUGAAAGAAAACGAUCUAUCCGGUAUCCGGUAUACCGGUUAAAAUACCGGUAAUCGACUAUCCGGUAUCUGGUAUACCGGAUAACUUUCGGUAUCGAUAUUCGGUGGCAGAAUUUCGAUUGCCGGUAUACCGGAUACCGACCGAUUACCACCCCUAGCUGUACCGUUAGACUAUCUUACCUUUGAUACUAUUGCACCUAUAUUCAUUUGACCUUUGUUGCUACAUUUAUUGGCGAAAAAUUAUUGCUUGUCGAUCUAAAUAGAUUUAUCAAUAUAUAAUAAUCGAUUAGUCGAUAAAUUUUGAUCACGAUGUCUCUUUUAUUCUUUAUUUACAAUGUGAUGAAUGAAAUUGUUUCAAAUUUUUAUAAGCUCAACCUUUUUUUAAUGAGCUUAUAUAUUUACAGAUUCAUUGUAUUCUGUCCUUGUAAUAGGGAUUCGGUUUGAUCGAAUUGACCAAAAUUGGAGAGUCGAAUUUGUAUUUAUCUCCCUGGCUAUUCAUAUUAUUUUCGGAGAGGACAUCAUUAAUUUUAUUUAGUUUUUUCUUUUAAGUAAAGAAAUCCCUAUAAUUGUUUCGGUCACACAUGACCUCAUUCUAAUCGUCCCUUUUCCUGCCAUUUUCCCACUAUCCAAACAGGGGAAAUAAUUAAUUGAUAUAAACACUAUGCUGAAAAUAGAUAAUGAAAAGAAAGGAAGACAAGAAAAAAAAAAAAAAAAAGACCCAUCAUUUCCUUUGUCAUAAUUUCGUUCCUUUCCAUUUUAAUGAAUUCCCAACUAGUAUAUUUCCGCGGUUAGAUUAUUCUUCGUUUCUUCCCAUUAAGAAUGCUCACCGAACUCUCUUUCCCUUCAUUUGUCAGCACAAACGACAUUCAUUUCUUCUUCUUCUUCUUCCUUCCUUCCAUUUCAAAGUUCUUAUAGAGCACAAUUUGGCGACGAGCUAGCCCAGUGAAAUUCCACCGAUUUCGUCAUCUGGGUCUCCAUCGUUUUGCUCAAAGUCGCCGCCUUUUUGGGUUUAAUUUACAGACCCGGGCUCCUGGUUCCUAAUUAACCACAUGGACGGCAGCUUGGGGUUGGUGAGCCGACUCUCAGAGUUAGUGAAUGAGAUUUCUGGGCUGUCCGAGUGUGGGAAUGUGUGCAACAAGGUGCAGGUCAACUUGGUGAGACGAAUUGACCUCUUGGGACCCAUGUUUGAGGAAUUGAAAGAUGUCAAUGAAGAGCUGAGCGAGGAAGCCGCUGGAGGGUUUGAGCUGUUGAGAAUUGCUCUGGAAUCUGCUCUGAAGCAUUUGAGGACGGUCAACGCAAGCAGCAAGGUUCAUCAGUCCUUACAUCGAGACAACAUAGAAGCUGAAUUCCUCCAAAUAACAGAACAAAUGGAAGAAGCAUUGAGCAAGAUUCCUUACAAAAAGCUUGAUUUGUCAGAAGAAGUUAAGGAACAGGGAUUGCUGAACUCAAUUUAUCAGAGAUGUCAUUGUUCGGUGUAUGACAACUUGGGGUUGGUGAGUCAACUAUUGGAGCUUGUGAAGAGCAUCUCUGGGUUGCCCGAGUGUAGAAAUGUCUGCAAAAAAAUGCAUGGAAAUUUGGUGAGGAGGAUCAAGCUCUUGAGUCCCAUGUUUGAGGAAUUGAAAGAUGGUAACGAAGAGCUGAAUGAUGAAGCGGUUAUAGGGUUUGAUCUGUUGAGAACUGCUCUGGAUUCAGCUCUGGAGCAUCUGAGGACAGUCAAUGAAGGGAGCAAGGUUUAUCAGGCCUUGUAUCAGGAGGACAUAGCAGCUGAGUUCCACCAGAUUACUGAACAGAUUGAAAUAGCAUUGGGAAAGAUUCCUUACAACAAGCUUGAUUUGUCUGAGGAAGUCUGGGAACAGAUUCAGCUUGUGCAUGCUCAAUUCCAAAGAGCAACCGCAAAACCUGACUCUCCCGAUGUGCAACUGGAUCAUGAUUUAGCUGUUGCACAAAGAGAAAGAGAUCCAGACCCUGCAAUACUGAAGCGGCUUUCUGAAAAGCUUCAACUCAAGACAAUCGAGGAUCUUAAAAAGGAGUCCAUUGCGUUCCAUGAGUUAAUAAUUUCAAGCGAGGGAGAUCCUGAAGACUUGUUUGGGAAGAUUUCUUCUAUUUUCAGAAAGUUGAAGGACUUUGUUCAAGUUGAAAACCCAGAAGAUGCUGAUGCUCCUAAGGCUGACAAGGAAUUCCUUAAGCACAGGUCUCCUGUCAUCCCAGACGAUUUCCGUUGCCCUAUAUCUCUUGAACUAAUGAAAGACCCCGUUAUUGUCUCUACCGGACAGACAUAUGAAAGAUCUUGCAUUCAGAAAUGGCUAGAUGCUGGCCACAAGACAUGUCCAAAGACCCAGCAAACCCUCUUGCACACUGCACUAACACCCAACUACGUGUUAAAGAGUUUGAUAUCCUUGUGGUGCGAAAGCAAUGGCGUUGAGCUACCUCCUAAGCAUCAAGCUGCUUUUAAGAACAGGAAACUUGGGAGCAGCACCGUUUCGGACUGUGAUCAGACCACCAUUGCUGCAUUGCUUGAUAAGCUGGCGAAUGGUAACCCAGAACAGCAGAGAGCAGCUGCUGGAGAGCUUCGGUUGCUUGCGAAAAGGAAUGCUGACAACAGAGUGUGCAUCGCCCAAGCAGGAACCAUUCCUCUUCUCGUGGAAUUACUUUCCUCUCCUGAUGCUCGCACUCAAGAACAUGCUGUCACAGCGCUUCUUAACCUCUCGAUAAACGACGGGAACAAGGGCACAAUCGUCAACGCGGGAGCCAUACCCGACAUCGUGGAUGUUCUGAAGAAUGGAAGCAUGGAGGCGAGGGAAAAUGCGGCAGCUACCCUUUUCAGUCUGUCGGUCGUGGAUGAGAACAAGGUGGCGAUAGGAGCAGCUGGCGCAAUCCCAGCGCUGAUCAACUUGUUAUGUGAGGGAUCGCCACGUGGCAAGAAGGAUGCAGCCACUGCUAUUUUUAAUCUCUCGAUAUACCAGGGGAAUAAAGCAAGAGCAGUUCGGGCUGGGAUCGUGCCACCAUUAAUGAGACUGUUAAAGGAUGCUGGCUGCGGGAUGGUGGAUGAAGCUCUGGCAAUCCUCGCAAUCCUUGCUAGCCAUCAGGAAGGAAAGGUGGCAAUCGGGUUGGCGGAUCCAAUUCCGGCACUGAUGGAAGUGAUCAGAACAGGAUCUCCUCGCAACAGGGAGAAUGCAGUGGCCGUGAUGUGGUCCUUAUGCACAUGUGGCGACAUGCAGCAGUUGAGGGCAGCCAAGGAGUUGGCCGCAGAGGAGGCAUUGAAAGAAUUAGCAGAGAGUGGCACUGAUAGGGCGAAACGGAAGGCUGGGAGCAUACUGGAGCUACUCCAGAGGGUUGAGCCAGCAGCCUAGUCAAAAGCCCGAUUCUUUAAUCAUCCAGGUACAAAUUCUGAACACAGUUGCAGUUUAUGUGAAAAGCUGUGUCUUGGCGCGUACCUCCGAGGCUACCCCAACCCGAAUGGGAGUGGGCAAGUCGGGUGGUAGUCACCAUGGAGGUUUCCUGAGAAUGUAGUGUGUGUGCAAUCAAGUUGUUGGGUACUAGAGGUGGGGGUGCAUAGGCGGAUUGUAAGAAGCAGCGCGUUGGUGAAGCAGCGCGUUGGUUGGAUGUCAAACUGGUUUUUUGAUACACUGUAUAAUAGUUGGAGGGCUAAGUUUGGUGGCUAAUUGUUUAUUCCAUUUGGAAGAGAUCAAGCCGGCAUCAUUUGAGACUUGGUCUGGUCCUCAAAUAAAGCUUUGCAGCAAGACAGCGAGGAUUAUGAUCAGCUGCUGCAAAUAUUAGAAUGUAAAAAAGGAGAGGAAAAUGUGUGGUGGGAUUGUGAUUGAUACAUACAGGUAUACAGAAGAAAGAGUCAAAGUAAACUUACACUUUUGUUUAGUUGUAUAAUAUGUGAUGUCGCCAUAGUGGAUGCAGUUGUAUUCGACAGAUGGAAAAGAAAAGCAAAUUAUGUAUAGGGUUUCCAUGUAGCUGUCAAUGUGAGUCCUUUCUUGCGGCUUUUUGUUUGAUGGUAUUGUUUAAGGGGAUGCGGUUUGUAUGGAACAGGUCAUGUAAUACAAGUUAUGGAGGGAAUUUUGUUGUUGCUGUACGCAUGGAGGAUUACUGUUUUAUAAUGAAAUUUUGUUACUGCUUCCUGUUCAUGACUUUCUACUCCAGCCUUUCAAUACCAAUUCGGUUAAACUUAACGUUUCGUUAUGAUUCGAACAAAGCCUUGUGCUUCCUUAAUUGUUGUUAGCAUCUAUCUAUUUCAUCGCCUGUGUUAGCAUCUACCGAAAUGGAGAAAGAGUACCUUUAAGGGCGACGACUACAAUUGAUGAUAGCAAAGCCUAGCCGUAUAAGGGCGAGCAGCUCGUAUAGCAAGUCGCGGAAAUAGCAAAUGGCAGUCACAUCUAGCUUUCAUCCCUUAGUUUGGUACCACCCUCUCGCAAGAUAGCCUAGUACCAGUACUUGGAUUCACGAGAAGUGGUGCUGGCAGGACCCGUCGGGACUGGGGGAGCAGUGAUUAGAUCUCGGUGGUGGCUUGGGCCAUAAAUCAUAAGCAGAAGC
Messenger RNA from Linum trigynum, 4860 nucleotides. Lineage: Eukaryota; Viridiplantae; Streptophyta; Magnoliopsida; Malpighiales; Linaceae. The record is from the annotation of a GenBank genome assembly.